This is a messenger RNA of Scutellospora calospora, 411 nucleotides long. NCBI's taxonomy places the organism in Eukaryota, Fungi, Glomeromycota, Glomeromycetes, Diversisporales, Gigasporaceae. The record is from the annotation of a GenBank genome assembly.
GAAAUACUAGUAGUUGGUAUAAUUAUAUAUCUGAAUUAAUUAACGAGUUAAAGAUACUUACAUCCUUAAAAACUUAUGGUCAUGGACAAUUUUUAACAUUUGAAGGCAUAAUUGUUGGUACUGAAGACCUUAUUUCUGCAAUGAAUAAUCAAGAACUGUCUGAAAUAAAUGUAAUUAGCUUAAAUAGCUUGUUUAUUGACCAAGAUAUAAAUGCACCAGGAAUUAAUCUGACAUUAAUAUCUCCUCAAUGGUAUGUCGUGGGUAAAAGAUUAAUUAAUUUAAAAGGCAUUUCUGGUUUCUCACACAAACCAAAUAAAGCAAAUGAUGGAAUCUCAUCUACUGAAAGACUAAACAUUAAUGGUGAAGAUGGUCUACCUGGACUACCUGGCUAUUGUGGAGGAAAUUUUUAUG